AUGUCAAAGUCUCAAGAUGAGGAGUCCGGCCCCCGGGUUCUCCUACUAGCAACAUGUGAUACCAAGAUGGAAGAAAUCGCCUUCAUCCACAACCGGCUCACUUCUAUUGACGCCAGCAUUCAACCGAUUCUCAUGGACAUUGGGCGCACCCCAACAACUCACAGUCUUAUCAACAUUUCGCAGUCCGACAUCUUGUCCUCGUCGGACCAGACAAGGCAGCUAGCCUCUCUCCCGCGCGACGAGUACUCUAGCCACAUGAUCCAAGCCGCCACAUCUUAUGUGCGCACCCUCCACUCUAACGAUCCCCUGCACGGCGUCCUGGGCAUUGGCGGGAGCACGGGCUCCUCCAUCAUUGCGAGCCUGGCCCAGAAUGCCGUGCCCAUUGGCCUGCCCAAGCUGCUCGUCAGCACCAUGGCGAGCGGCGACGUGGGCGGCCUGGUGGGCGGCGUCGAUCUCACCCUCAUGUACAGCGUCACGGAUAUCGCCGGCUUGCACUUUCUUUCCGAGCGCGUGCUGGGCAACGCGGCGGCCGCGGUGGCGGGUAUGGCGUUGGCGUGUUACCGUGCUGAUAAUAGUGCUGCUGCUGCUGCUGGUACCGCCGGACGCGAUCAUCAUCAUGACGGAAGCCGUCUGGCAGAGAACAAGGCGGAUGGGCGUAAUCGAAAUGGUGGGCGAAAGAGGAUUGCCAUUACAAUGUUUGGUGUGACCACGCCGGGCGUCGAUGCCAUUCGCUCCAUUCUAACGGCGCCGCCGCACGAGGCCGAAGUUGUCGUGUUCCACGCGACGGGGUCGGGCGGCCGGGCCAUGGAGGCACUGAUCCGGCAAGGCGAGUUUGACGCCGUGGUGGACCUGACGACGACCGAGAUUGCCGACGAGGUGGGCGGCGGCGUGCUCUCGGCGGGACCGGAGCGGCUGCUGGCGGGCGCCGAGGCCGGCGUUCCCAUGGUGGUCAGCGUGGGCGCCUGCGACAUGAUCAACUUUGGUCCCCGCGGUACCAUCAAGGCCGAGCUCCUCGAGGCUGCCGACAGGGGCGAGAGGAGACUCCAUAUUCACAAUCCCAUGGUGACGCUGCUGCGGACGACGAGGGACGAGAACAAGCGCAUAGCCGAUUUUAUCGUUGGAAAACUCAAAAAGGCCCGGCGAAAGGACAUGGUCAAGGUGGUGAUACCUACAGAGGCGAUAAGCAUGAUAGCAGGCAAAGGCGGACCCUUUGAGGAUCGGGAAGCCGAUGAAGAGCUGUUCAAGGGUAUCGAGGACGGGCUCAAAGGCAGCGGUAUUGAUAUCAUCAAGUUUGACGGGCUGGGGAUCAAUGAUGAGAAAUUCGCCGAGCAUGUGGUCAAGGUGCUGGCAAGCAUUAACUUGUCUUGA
Molecule: messenger RNA, 1368 nt
Organism: Pestalotiopsis fici W106-1
Lineage: Eukaryota; Fungi; Ascomycota; Sordariomycetes; Amphisphaeriales; Sporocadaceae
Exons: 1
Coding region: 1-1368 (455 amino acids)
Source: RefSeq, a predicted model, not a curated record